UUUCAACAAACGCGAGGGCCUAAGCGAAGUGGGGUUACAUACGAUUCGAGUUGAGGAUUAUGAUAUCAGUGACAAACUCAGCUUGAUGUUGGUAACUAUAAAACCCCCAUUCAUCUCCCUCCCGUCACGACUGUGUUUUUCCUUUUAAACAUCAACCUCCUUUACUAUCCAAACCGUGGCUACUAGAAACCCAACUACUAGCACCACUUAUUCUUACCGUUAUCCUCCACUCCCAAAUUCAAUUCUUAUCAAAAACCUUUCUGCAUCAUGCCUGUUCCUGCUAUUGAGAGUCUCUCCGACUUCCGAGCCCUCAUUAACUCAGGCAAUGUGGUAAUUGUCGACUUCUGGGCUACAUGGUGUGGUCCUUGCAGAAUGAUCAGUCCAAUCUUCGAACAACUGGCCUCUAGUCUUGAGUCGAGCGCGAUCAAGUUCGCUAAAAUCGAUACUGAUACCCAGCCUGAGAUUGCCGAAGAAGCUGGAAUCAGAACCUUGCCUACUUUUAUGGUGUUUAAAAAUGGCCAGAAAGUGGACGAACUGGUGGGUGCUAGUCCCCAAGGCCUGCACGCGCUUAUUCAGCGCCAUGCAUGAGUCUGGGUAAACUAUAUACUACCAGGUUGUGCUAUGUAUUUGAGCAAGAAAGGCCUUUGUGUGAAGCGAGAUGAGAUUGCUAUAUCUGAUAUGUGUAUUUGUCUUGAAUCACUUGCUGGUUCUCUUCUCACUUGGUUUUGUUGAUAGCCUAAGUUUCGAUUCUUAUACCAGGAACUAAACGUAAAU
This is a messenger RNA of Aspergillus costaricaensis CBS 115574, 774 nucleotides long. Its product is annotated as thioredoxin. Lineage: Eukaryota; Fungi; Ascomycota; Eurotiomycetes; Eurotiales; Aspergillaceae. The transcript has 2 exons. The coding region runs from base 268 to 588 and encodes 106 amino acids. Gene Ontology annotation, molecular function: protein-disulfide reductase activity. The record is from RefSeq and is a predicted model, not a curated record.